Emys orbicularis (European pond turtle) is the source of this 998-nucleotide messenger RNA. RefSeq names its product PIH1 domain containing 2 (gene PIH1D2). The transcript has 6 exons. The record is from RefSeq and is a predicted model, not a curated record. Lineage: Eukaryota; Metazoa; Chordata; Testudines; Emydidae. Gene Ontology annotation, cellular component: R2TP complex; ribonucleoprotein complex; cytoplasm. Gene Ontology annotation, biological process: rRNA processing; box C/D snoRNP assembly. The coding region runs from base 1 to 951 and encodes 316 amino acids.
AUGAUGGCGGCUCCUGCUCACCCAGAGGACAUGCUGACUCAAGUGACCCAACUCUGGAGUAUGCUGGAUGAGAUGGCAGAAAGCACCCCUGAGAGUUACCACAGAUUCAUGCAGCAGCGGCUGGAGGAUGCAAAGCAAUAUUGCGCUCCCCCUGAACCACAUCUUUGCCUACAGACCCACAUACUGGAUCCUAAUGAAAAAUCAUUGUUCAUUAACCUCUGCAGGUGGAAAAGGGUCCCAGCUCCUAAGUCACUUACUGAUCCAAUACCUCUAAGUGCUGGCCCACUAGAGGAGGUGUCUGAUAAAGCAGAGAUUUACUCCAUCAUAGAUAUUGCAUAUAAUCCGACUGUUCUUCAGCGAGAGGAGAACCAAGCAGAAAUGGAUCACUUGAUCCGUCUGACAUUUAAAUACAUUGAGGAGCAUUACAACCUCUCUCUCUCCCACUCUUACCACAUUGCAACAUUCACACUCAAAGGAAGCCUGAAAAGGAUGAAACAGAGUCUGGGAGGAGGGCCACUACCAGCUCCACUUUUCAACAAGAACAUGAGGAAUGAACUGACACUGGACCAGCUGAAGCACAACCUCAGAGAGGAGGAUCGCAAUAAUGCUACGCUGCUGCUGAACAAGGAUGUUACACAGUCUAAAGUGCAUCUGAUAGAAGAGAUUGCCAGUAUGGAGCUGCCAGAGGAGCCAAUCACACCUGCCUAUGAACUGACCUUUGCAAAGGAUGCAAAUGGGAAACCUCUAAAGAUUGAACUGAAAGUUGAAUUGCCUAAAGUUAGUUCCGUUUCUGAAUGUGAACUGAGCAUUUCAAGGGAUGAUGUAAUCGUUGAAGUCCCUGAAAAAUACAGAUUACAGCUGGAUUUGCCAGAAUUGGUCGAUGAAGAAGCAACUACAGCAACAUUUAACAAAGGGAAAGUUGGGGACAAUCACAGCUGCAGUAAUUACUAACACACCAAGCGCCUCACCUGGAAUUCGUGGGGCUGAAGUUUACCUUC